Molecule: messenger RNA, 9607 nt
Organism: Siniperca chuatsi (mandarin fish)
Lineage: Eukaryota; Metazoa; Chordata; Actinopteri; Centrarchiformes; Sinipercidae
Product: zinc finger protein 609-like
Exons: 9
Coding region: 2125-6336 (1403 amino acids)
Biological process (GO): regulation of transcription by RNA polymerase II
Cellular component (GO): nucleus
Source: RefSeq, a predicted model, not a curated record
UACGAAAUUGCUUAAUUAUGUUUUAAUUUAAAAAAAUAUUUUAUCUUUACUUUUAGUCAUGAACCUAAGAACCACAAGAGAAACGAUGUCCUUCUCUCCUCGUUAUCAGGGGCAGGCCUGUUAUUACCCUUCUCACACCUAAGACCACAUCUAGACCAACAAUAGCGCUGCGUUAAACAAGACAGCCUUCUCUUUAAUUUCAAUGAGACCAUUGCAGUGGCACGGCAGGGGGGAUGACGCAGAGGGUUCCAGCAAAAAAAUGCAGGUCGUCAAGCAAAAAAGUUGAUCCUGGCAUCACCCAGCAACACACUGUUUAGACUAAUCAAAUAACCCUUGGGUUUUUUUGGAAGCAAGGAUAUCUUCAAUCUAAACAGCAAUCUAAACCAUUUUUUAUAUUAAAGGUCAACACUGGUUCCUCUAAAGUUAUAAUCCUUAAAAGUUAUCUGGUGAUAACAUUAAGAAUGUCUUAAAAUUACAAGUCUCACUGGGGGUAGCUUCUCUUUCCAGCUGCGAUGGAAAUUUGAUGUCGCUGUAGAUAUUCCUGUAUGUGCUCCGGAUCUUGUCUUCCAAAUUUAAUCCAGUUUGUACAUCUGUUCUUUCAUGUGAUUUUCCUGUGCAUGUGCAUACCAUUUGAAUCGUAGGAAUGGCAGACUCCGCCACUGACAAGACAAAUUACAAUAUAGAUAGGUACCUAAUGAGUGUAAAUACAUUUAAUAGCAGUAUACAUGCCACCCAUAAAUAUUAUCAAAAUUGGGUUUGAUAAGAUGAAAAUCUUAAGGAUUAUAACUUUAAAUGGAUUUUGAUCAAUGAACCGCAUUUGCCAUGUUGUGGCUCACUAUAGUGGCACUUGUGGGCAAUGCAAAGUCUUCAUUUCUCCACAGAUAUUAGUGGCAACUUUCUGCCCCCUCAGCUAUUACUUCCACUCUUGUUAAUCACAAAGAUGCUUCAACAUGAUUGUACAUGACAAGUGUUGUAUUAACUUAAGUUACCGUAUUAAGAUAAGAAAUUCUACAGGAUUACUCUAGAUUUUUCGCACUGUUGACUGUGUUGAAUCCCCACAUAAAAGCAAUCCAGUGCUCACUUUUUAGUGCUUUUGAACCCCAGGUCUCGUAUGAAUUGCCGUGACCAGGUAUUUACUUAUGAACAAUAGUUUGGAAUGACUCAUAAGACAUGGGUUAAGCCUGCUUUUUAAAAGGGUCCAUGGCAGACUAGUUCAUCAUGCCAGCAUCUUCACUUCCUUUAAAACCAAAGGUGCCAAAUCUUCAGUCUUCAGUCUCUUGCCUAACAUGCACAGACUGCUACCUCUGAAAUAAUUUAUUUUGACUUCUUAAAGGUCUUCUGUGCUUAUAUUCAAAUACACACAAGGGUUUUGACACCUUUAUUAUUAAGUCUUUCCCCUGGUUCAAGUGCUGUUGUGACAGGCUCUGAUUGAUAUUAAGCUAGUGCAAUGCAAUUUUGUGUUUCAACAUUUUACCUGUUCUUGCAUCGCUGUGUGUUUAUUUGCUUCCAAAUGUGUUGAGUGGCUCUUUGACUAAGCUGUUUCUUGCCUGAGGGCGUAUUUCACCAUGGUUUGAAAAGCAUAGCAUGAAUCACCAGCACACACACCCAUCCCGAGUUGUUAUGUUUUUGCCUGUGCCUGGCAUUGUAAUUCGCUGUUGAUUAGCUUAGAUUUACUCUUGUUUGAGUUGCAGAUUAGCUACAACUCUCUGCUUCACUCCAUUCAGCAUGAGAACGCAUUAUUGUACCACCCCUCCAAGUAAUCUCCCACCCAGAGAAUGUAAGAGGUCUCUUUUGUAAAGUUUCUCCAUACAAGGUGGGGUUUUUCAGAGAGGCUGCUUAAGAAUUUACUAAAUUCAGCCCCCAGUGAAUCAACAGUGACAGCUACUUGCCCUGUGGGUGGCCUUUUCUUCUGUCUUCCAGAUCAGGGGCAUUUCUCCGGAUGAGAACAGACAUCCAAGUUCACAUAAACAAGGGCUCUGUGCUGUAAUGCUGAACAGGCAAAAUGUGGAUAAAUGGGACAGGAACGAGUAGACCGUGAGGAUUCUCUAACCCUUGCCCCUGAGUCCCAACCGUCUGAAAGGGUGUCGGACCUCACUGAGGCAAUCCUGGGCCGUUGGCACUAAAAUGUCCCUAAGUGGUGGCACUGCAGGCGGGAAAGGUGUGGACUCUAAUGCGGUGGACACUUACGAUAGCGGGGAUGAGUGGGAUAUCGGUGUUGGAAAUCUGAUUAUUGACCUUGACGCUGACUUAGAGAAGGACAAACUUGAGAUGUCUGGCACCAAGGACGGCAUGGCGGCACCACCCAGUGCAGUGGCAGCAUUGCCUGACAACAUCAGGUUUGUUAGUCCAGUGUCUGGCUCUCAAGGCAAGGAAAGCAAAUCCAAAUACAAGCGCAGUAAGAACUCUAAAGACAAUAGUAGCAAAGCUUCAGCAGGAGAUGGGGGUAAAAAAGAAACUACAGGGCGGACUCAAGGGGAGCCAACAGGCACAGCAGUGAGUGCAGGAGCUGCUGGCAACAAUUCAACCUCUGGGAAGAACAUGGAAAAAGGGGGCAAAGCCUCCAGAGGUGUUCUCAGUGGUAAAAAAGAGAAAGAAGGGGCUAGUGGGAAAAGUAAGAAGGACAAAACAGAUGGAGCCCAAGCCGUGGCAAUAGCUGCUGCGGAGAAGGAUGUUGUGUCUCAAGCCCAAGUUGCUUUGGGGAAUAGUCGUAAUACGUCCUUUGAGAACACACAAUCAACAGACUUGGCAGAAGCCAAUCAAAUGGGAAAUAUUGCACUUGAACCUGUUGGGAUAGUACCAGCAUUGACCACGAAAACUGAACCAGAGGAGGUGGAAAAUGGUAAUAGUGAAUGCAAGACGUUGAAGAAGGUAAAAAAUGACAAGAUGGAAUCUCCUGUCUCCACGCCAGCCCCUCCCCCCCUCCACCUCCUGGCCACAGUAGGCAACAGUGAGAUUGCCUCACCAUGUGAGCAGAUAAUGGUGCGCACACGCUCGGUGGCGGUGAACACAUCCGAUGUGGCCCUGGCUACCGAACCUGAGUGCUUGGGGCCCUGCGAGCCUGGUACCAGUGUCAAUCUCGAAGGCAUCGUGUGGCAGGAAACUGAAGACGGCAUGCUGGUCGUCAAUGUUACUUGGAGAAACAAGACAUAUGUGGGCACCCUGUUGGACUGUACACGGCAUGACUGGGCUCCCCCCAGGUUUUGUGAAUCCCCUACAAGUGAUCUGGAGAUGAGGAAUGGCCGUGGUCGAGGUAAGCGAAUGAGACCGAAUAGCAACACCCCUAUCAAUGAGAACAGCAACUCAUCAGACAACAAGGGCACCACCAACAACAAGACUCGUGCUGCCUCUAACAGCAAGGGCCGGAGAGGCAGCCAGACGCCAUCAGAGCGCCGCACGCCACCUAACAGCAACACAGAGGACAUCAAGGCCAGUCCCUCCUCAGCUGGAAAACGCAAGACCAAACCAGCCUCAGACAUGGAACCCAAUUCCAGCUCGGAGGACAACAAAGGCAACAAGCGUAUGCGGACAAACUCCAACAGUGGAGGGGUGGGACCAACGGGUCUCCCUAUCCCUUCUAUUAAGACUGAACCACUUCCACCUCCCCUCGAUCGCAGCUGCCCCUCUCCAGUUCUUAUUGACUGUCCACACCCUAACUGCAACAAGAAGUACAAGCACAUCAAUGGUCUCAAGUACCACCAAGCCCGUGCCCACAAUGAUGAUGACAUAAAGUUGGACUUAGAUGGAGACAGUGAAUAUGGAGAGGACUCAACUCUCCACCCUGAACCAGGGAACUGUAAUGGAGCAUCUAUCUCUCAGAAAGGAUGCUUGUCUCCAGCACGUUCAGUUACUCCAAAAGGCAGGAACUUUGAUGCUCAAAGUCCUUCCCCAUCUCCUGGCAAGUUUGGUUCAAAGCAGAGUAAAAAGAAAAUUGUUGAAACAGAUCCAGAAACAGGAGGUACACCGACAGAUGGGUGUGAAGAUGGGCUAUGCCUCACUGAUGAGGCCAGUAACGAUGGUAUGGAUGAAAAGAGAGGAUCAGACAAGUCCAAAAAGGGUAGCACUGGCACAAAGGCUGAUAAAAUGGCCCAGAAAAACAUGAAGUCACCACGGCCCAUUGGCCCUGGCUCUACAGGAUCCCAGCAGAUGUACCCUUUUCCUCCUGGAAACCCAAAUCCUUCCCCGGGGCUUACCCCAAUGAUACAAGGAAUCCCCAAGAGUCCCCAAAUGAAAGGCACACAGCCGAAACCCCCUGCCAUUGGAGAUCCUGCCUCAAGUAGCUCCAAAGACAAGAAGAAAAAAGACAAGAAGAAAAAAGAUGGUGGGAAGGAGGCUGACAGCCCCAAGCCUCCAGGAAAGGGAGGAAAACUGGAGGAAGGAAAGCUUCCAUACUCUGAACCUUGUGAUCAAGGAAAUAAGGGGGAAGGACUCCUCAAUGGUUCCUCAGAUCCUCAUCAGAGUCGCUUGGCCAGUAUCAAGGCUGAGGCUGACAAGAUUUACAGCUUUUCUGACAAUGCCCCUAGCCCAUCCAUUGGUGUAGCCAGCCGGAUGGAUGGCAGUGGAAUGCCACAGCCUCUCACUCCACUUCACGUGGGGAACCAGAAUGGUGCUGACAAUGCUUCAGUCAAAACCAAUAGCCCAGCAUAUUCAGACAUUUCAGAUGCUGGUGAGGAUGGUGAAGGUAAACUAGAAGGCGUCAAAGUCAGGACAGAGGACCAAGCCAUUAGGGAAAGUGUCAAAAAAGCACUCUUUCCAAACCAGACACCUAACAAAGAUUCCCCGUACUAUCCUGGCUAUGAGACGUAUUACUCACCCAAUUAUGUCAACCCCAGUCCCGGUGGUCCCAACCCAGGCACACCAAUGGCUGAAGGUCAGGUUAAGAUCAAAAAGGAUGAUGACCAGGACCAAGGUGAGGAAAAAGUCAAGGUUGAGAUUCAUGAAGAUCGCAAACCUGAAAGCAGUGCUCCUGGCCAGCAGCAGCAACAGCAACAGCAACCCUCAGUCAUCCAACAGCGUUCCAACAUGUACAUGCAACCUCUUUACUACAACCAGUAUGCUUAUGUCCCCCCAUAUGCAUACCAUCCCGAUCAAGCCUACCAUAACCACUUGAUGAACACCAACCCAGCCUACCGGCAACAGUACGAGGAGCGGCAGCGACAGAUGGCUGAACAGCAUCGUGCUGCUGAGAAGAAGUCAGAUGUAGCCAUAAAAGAACGAGAAGCUUCCAUGAAGGAGGAGUGGAAACAAAAGAGCCCAAUGCCACCAAGCCUCUCCAAAGCCCCAAGUCAGUCAGACCUUGGAAAGACGCCACAGCUCCCAAGCAAAUCCAGGGACUCGCCCCCUGAACCCUCCUCCAAAUCCCUGGGAAGCAUAAAGGGGGAGGACCCAAAGUCCCAGCAGGCUGAGGGGCUAAAGAUGAAGCUGACUGAAGGGGGGCACCAUGGAAAGGAAGACUCCAAGCAAGCACUGGAGUCCAGAGGUCAGGCAGGGAUGGAGCAGGCCAUGUGGUACAGACAGUUCACCGAGAGCCAGAAGCCCCAAGCAGAAGACGAACACCAGCAACAACAACCUCGAUGGAAAGAUGAAAGGGACAGAGAACGGGAACGUGAUCGUAAAUUAAAGGAUGACAGGCCCAGGCCCAAGGACAGUCAAAGUGGGCCCAAGGAGGACGGCAAAGAGGGUAGUGAUCCUAGAAUCACUUCUGAGGACCACCGAGUCAUGAGCAAAGACUCUCGUUCUAAUCCCCACAUGCAGUUCUCAUCACCACUAGCACAGCACCAAGGUUACAUGCCCUACAUGCAUGGUUACCCCUAUGGACAAGGCUAUGACCCCAACCACCCUGGAUACAGGGGCAUGCCUUCAGUCAUGAUGCAGAAUUACCCAGGUUCGUACCUACCUGGAGGCUAUCCGUUUUCUCCAUAUGGCAGUAAAAUAGCCGGAGGUGAGGAAUGCAGCGACAAAUCUCGCGCUAGCCCUACUGUCACCAAAACAGCAACGGACUCCAAAGCCCUGGAUAUCCUGCAUCAGCACGCUAGCCAAUACAAGAGCAAAUCCCCCACAGUAGGCGACAAGCCACCCCAUGACAGGGAGAGGGAGCAGGACAGAGGAGCUGGUGGAGAGAGAGAUCGGGAAAGGGAGCGUGAGAGGGAAAGAGAAAGAGACGUGGACCGACCACGAUCCUCACCCUCUCAGCGCAUCAUGCCCUCUCACCACCACCUGGGAUACCCCCUGCUCUCAGGGCAAUAUGACCUGUCCUACGCCACAGGUCUCUCCUCAUCAGCUAUUGUUGCCAGCCAACAAGCAGCAACCCCCUCCCUCUACCCACCACCACGGAGGUGAGAACGGGAAACCUGACCGUCACACCUCAACCCUGCAAAGAUUCAUGUGACUGGCUCACAUGAGAAGAAAAUCUCCCGGGUGUUACCUUUUAGACAUCAGUUGAAUGGUGUUUCUAUCUAUAUUUUUAGUUCUUCUGCCCCAAGGCUGGGCAGAUUGUCGUUUUUUCCCUCCCUUCGUAAAUUACCCCAAAUUUUCCAGACCUUGGACUAUAACAGGACUGAUAAUAACCCAGGUUCAAAGCCAUCACUCUGCCUCAUCACACAGAGGAAACACCAACCCGCUGAUUAUCUAGUCUUUGCACUGUCAACAAAUACAAUGCAAAAAGAGACUAUUGGACUGCCAGAACAGCUUUUUUGUUGUUUUUAGUUUAUUUUUUUUCUUUCUUUCUUUGACUGCAUUGUUUUUUGUCACACGCAGAAAGAAAUUGGCAGGGCAUGUUGGGUGGUUGAUGGGAAAGGGGAGUCAAACUAAAUUAAAGACUGAAAAGAAAAAGUGAAUCAUAUUGAAAUGAUUUCAACCCUGUCUUUGGCUUAUUGUAUGCCGUGAAACAACAGUAUAUCCUUAACUUGACAAAUGUUUGGCUAUAUUUCGUGGGGAGAGGGAAUAUGGCAACAGCUGCUUCUUCAGAGACUUAAGAGCCUGAGACUGAAGUUUUUCAUUUUCCAUCGUCAUUGUUGAUUCCCACCCUCUUUGAACCCUCAGCUCUUGUUUCAGGGAUGAUGUCGUCAUGUUUUGCGAAGGGACCGCAUACACCUCAAUGGAGAAUAAACACUAUUCAUGUUUUCUUUUCUUAGUAAUACUUUACUCCAUAUCAUUGUGUUCAUCCUUGAAUGUGUCUGAUGCUGGUAUUAGUCCUGUUUUUCCCCUUAAUGAAAGGGUCACAUCUGUCUUUACACUCACUCAAACGGUGAAGCCACAUUAGCAAGCGAUGAAUUCACGGAGGCAUUGUCAUCAUUGCAUUUGGCCACUUGUUGGGGUUUUGGUGUUGUACUGUAAGACUGUGCUUGGUUCAGCUCGUCGAGUUUGAUUGUUUUCUGUAAACAAUGUGAAAUUUCACUCAACUCAUGUAUUUUUCUGCUGUAAUAUAGACUUCUGGCUACUUUUAUGUGCAUAAAUGUUUAUAUUUAUCCCAGCACGCAGCUGUUUAAAGACUGUCACUGUUAAAAAGCUUUUAGAUUUCACAGCAUUUAACAUUAUGAUCAUUGUUGCUGCAGAGUCCCUAGACGUCUCGCUGUGCUUCUUCUUUGCUCCAGCUUUGGUUGUCUUGCUGCAGAUUUUUUAUUUUUAUUUUUUUCACUUGACCUCUACUUUUUCAACACAUCACAAGCUUUGGUUCACAUGUCCAUUCAUCCCAACAUGUGCAGUGUGCAGUUAGACUGGUUCCAGACAUCUGAAUCGCUGUUCACAUCUCAGAUCUUUUUCAGCGAUUCAAUGGCAACUGUCAGAUUAAGUGAAAACAAAAUGGUCAGUCUGAUUUUAGACUAGUGUGCACCGUCAAAAGGCAAAAAUGUCUCUUGGUGCUUCGCUUGCUCGUGUGGCUUCACCAUAACACACAUUCACCUCGGGCAACAUGGUUUUCUUACCAGCUUUGGAUCAGUCCAAAACUGGGCCAAUGAGUCUGAUACCUCAGACACCAGUUUUCUUUGUUCAGUUGCUGCCUGUGCUGUAACGUCAACUACUGGCACAUUAAACAUAAGUGCAUGAAAUGACCCAAAAAAUCUUUCAGCUGUUACUACUACAUAGCAAACCUAGACCAAUCAGAUGCAGACAAUGAACUUAAAUAAAAAGGAAGGGUGAGCCAGUGGUAAGCUUGGCGCAAAAGCUAACACGGUAAAACGAGUGAAAUGGGACCUUGAUCACACACACACGUCUGAAGAACUGAAUGAGCUGAAAAGAAGCACGUUGCUCUAGGCUUUCCUUUGGAUCUCAAACUGUUGGUGCCACUCUGUAAAUUCAACCAAGUCUGGUUAACUUAAAAUCUGUCAACAUGGCCUGUUUUAUCAGAGGAUCCUCUUGGUUUAAAUUACAGUUCUCUUAUACCUCAGGGGUUGUAAGUGAAAGUCUAUCCAUAUGCUGUUUGCAUCGAUUUGAGAGGGCUUCUGUUUAUGGAUGUGAAAAAAGCACAUUUUCUGCUCUGAGCUGGAUGUGCUGUAGUGGUUCAUUCGCAAAUGACAAAUUGGCUCAGGACAGGGAAUUAUAAGGUUUAAUGCCAUACUGUACUGUUGUGGGUUGUGAACAGUUUUUACGUUCCUCUGACACAUUAUAAUGAGAGCAGAAUAUUGUCCAUGCUGUCAUUAAAUUUCAUUUUACUGAUUUUGGUUUUACAAUCCCUUCUAAUAUUCCCAUUGUUGUAGUUUUUUCUCAUUUAAUACCUGUAUGUGUUCAAGUCCAUAAACCAUCUGUUAAUCUCAUGUCUAACACCCUGUGAAGUUUGAUGUUAGCUGUUUGUUGAGACACUAAUCACGAUUAUGAAACUGCAGUUCUUCAUUUUAAGGUUCUUGGACAUUCCCAGUAAAUAAGUUGCCAGUUUCUCGUCCCACGGAAGUUUGCAAGAUGGUAUAUCUUUUGGCUUUUUGCGCAUUUUUAAGAAGAAUGGCUGACAUGAAUAAGCUGAAUGUGGUGGUGUUUGACUUGUACUUAAUCUGUAAGGGUAAUCUAGGCAGCUGUGAUGUUGUCAUUAAAGUCAGUGGGUUUUAGUACCAGCAGACUGCAUACAGUACAUAUAGUUUUAUCAGAAAAUGGUUGUGACAAGUGCAUUUGUUCUCUCUCAGAGUAGUAAUGUUAUCUCAGUAGUAAGCAAAGCCCAGUGAAAAUCAUAUAUACUAAAGUGUAUGAAAAGCCAGAAAAGUAAUGUUUGCUAUCAACAUAUUGGAAAGUGCUUGGCUCUUGUAUGUUGCAGGACUGUAUUUGUUUCAUGGUGAAGAGUAUAUUUAUUGGCCAGCAGUUGUCUCAAUUGGUGCCUAGUUGAACAUUCUUCUGUGAAAACACAGAGACACUUGCUCGUUUGUCCUUUCCUGACCCACAUACUGUCACAUAACCCCCCCUCCCCCCCCGAAAAAAAAGUACCAGUUCUGGUGCUUGCAAGGAUGUUUACAAUGUCUUCAUUUUCUUUGUGUGAGAAAUUCAGAACUCUUCGCCCUCUCCUCCUUUCUCCCACCCUUCAGGAGUUUGUGUAAAGUGUACAUUACCAUGGUUCUUUUUUAUACAAUACUCUGUAACUUGCCUUUGUAAAUUUGGGCUGGAAAAAAAUAAAUCUUUUUAUGAGACAAUC